Messenger RNA from Nylanderia fulva, 668 nucleotides. The record is from RefSeq and is a predicted model, not a curated record. Lineage: Eukaryota; Metazoa; Arthropoda; Insecta; Hymenoptera; Formicidae.
UUGACGUGCCGAGAGAUAGAGAGGACAGAAACUCCUAGAGAAAGAACGCGCAGUUUUGAGGCCCGAGGACUAAAGGAAGAAUUUUUCCGAGACAUAAGUUGAAUAAAAUGGCACUUAUAACGUCUUCUUGGAUCUUGGACAGCGUAAUAAUUCUAAUAGUUUCUGUAACAAUUGUCUAUUUUUACAUGACACGCAAGUUCAAAUAUUGGAAGAAACGUGGCGUUACGGAAAUAUCACCGACACCUUUUAUGGGCAAUUUUACGGAAUGCGCACUUAUGAAGAAAUCACCAGGAUUGCUAUUGAAAGAAUUAUACGAACAAGUUGAGGAUGAACCUUAUGUCGGAUUAUUCAUUUUUGACAAGCCCUUCUUACUGAUUCGCGAUCAUGAAGUUAUUAAGCACAUCUUAGUAAAGAAUUUUAAUCACUUCUCCAAUCGUUUUUUUGUACCUAAUGAGACAGAUCGUCUAGGUUAUGCGAAUCUCUUCUUCGUAAACAAUCCAGUGUGGAAAAUGAUGAAACUGAAAAUGACACCGGCUUUUACACCCGGCAAACUGAAGAAGAUGAUGAACUUAAUAGACGAAUGCGUGACAAAUUUAGUUGAGUAUUUGGAUUCGAUGGAUUUGGGAGGUAAGUACUGAAUGAUUUACGGAAAGCUUGAUAUUAUGAAA